Funneliformis geosporum is the source of this 1175-nucleotide messenger RNA. The record is from the annotation of a GenBank genome assembly. Lineage: Eukaryota; Fungi; Glomeromycota; Glomeromycetes; Glomerales; Glomeraceae.
CUUUGAACAAUGAUGUUAAUAUCAAAGAUCUUUUGAAAUUGGCAGAGCAAAAGCUUUUAGGUGGAGCUGAGUCACGUAUUACUUCAGAACUAGUUGCUAGAUUCAUAGGGAUACGUGUUCAUGUUUCAGAGGAUCAAUGUCGACUAUUGGUAUUCUAUCCAUCUGAACUAAUAGUUGCUGAGGCUGCUGCAUCACUUAUGCGACAUGAAAUUGUGUUCAGAAAAUUACUCAACUUUUUACUGGAUGCACUGCAUACCGACCAGGCUACUGGAAGUAAAGGAUUAUUAUCAUCAUCAAUGUCAUCACACUUGGAAAACUUGGAAUACAUGAGGGAGUUUGUUUCACAACUGAUUAGAGAUAAUUAUAACGAUUAUAUUCAAGACCUCUCCCAAAAGUUCGCAGAUGGUUUACUUGCAUUUACGCAUUUUAUUCCACUUACUUACACCCCAACCCAAAUAGAAUUGAAGAGUUUAUUCAUUCAUUACACAGCUGUAAUAUGUAAGCGUAAUCAAGCAGGAGUUGACUUGAUACUUCCAGUUCUGUUGGAUUGGGAUGGAUCUAAUACUAUAUCACUUGAUUCAAUUAAACUCUCAAAAGAGUAUGUCUUCAAAGGCAGGAUCACAGAAGUUCGUUUCAAAGUUACAGACCCCACAUUAGGAACAAGUUAUCCUUUACGUGUCAACAUUAAUAAUGUCUCCGGGCAUGUUGUUAAAGUAGAAACUUAUCAGGAGAUACAGAAAUUGAAAGCUGGAUUUUUAAAUCAUUUGGUCGAUAGGGUUCAAUAUACUUGCAACAAACUCACACACCUUAACCAACAAAUGAAUAGCUUCAACCAAGGCAUUAUAAGACUCGAACUUGUGCUUAACGAGAAUAAUAAUUUACAAGAAGUGGAGAAAGCUUCGGAAAUGAAUUCAUUUGGUAUGGAGAUCUUUACUCUUUUUACCCCCAAAUAUCUCAUAGGUAAAAAGAUUAUCGUGUUUGCAAAUGAUAUCAAAUAUCACAUUGGUUCUUUUGAUCUGUUAGAAGAUCAAUUUUUCUACAAAGAAACCGAAUUGGCAAGAUCAUUAGAAUACCUAGAAAAGAAAGGAGAAACACAACAUAAAAUCACUAAUAUUAUUGGAUCAAAAGAUGAGCUUGGUGUUAAAUGUUUAAAUGGUUCAGGAUUUAUCGCUUAG